AUGCCGGGGUUGGGCCUCGCCAUGGAAACUCACAAGCUUAUUGUCAAUCCUCACAUCAAACCAGUGAAGCAAGCAGAGAGGAAGUUUCAUCUGGAUAUAGCACCCCAGAUUGAGGCUGAGGUUAACAAAUUAGUUAAAGCCAAUUUCAUUAGGGAAGUCUUAUACCCUAAGUGGCUUGCUAAUAUUGUAUCAGGUAAAAAUAAGAAUGGGCAAAUAAGGGAUGCUCCUGAAGAUGAAGAGUCGAAAACCUUCAGGACCACGAAGAAGAUAUAUUAUUAUAAGUUGAUGCUCUUCCGAUUGAAAAACGUUGGCUCUACCUAUCAGCGCACCAUGACGAUUAUAUUUGAAGACAUACUCCAUGAUGUUGUGGAAUAUUAUGUCGAUGACCUUGUGGUCAAGUCAAAGAAUCGGUCCACUCACCUUACGGGUUUGGAAGUCGUGUUCAAAAGGUUGAGAGGACAUCAACUAAAGAUGAACCCCUUGAACUGCACCUUCAGGUGGGGAAUGGAUAUCGUGGGACCCAUUACCCCAACAUUAGCAAAUGGCCAUUUAUAUAUAUUAACGGCUACUGACUACUUCUCUAAGUCGGCUAAAUUCAUCUCACUACGAAGAGUUACUGAUAAGAUAGUGGCCAAUUUUGUUCGCCACCAUAUUGUGCAUCGAUUCGGGAUACCGGAUAGGAUUACAUCCGACAACAGCUCUUCAUUUAAGAAUGAUCACAUUCGCCAAUUGACCAGUAAGUUUAAUAUCGACGAGAGGUAUUCGUCCAUGUACAACCCAAUGGCAAAUGGACAAGUCGAAGCCUUCAACAAAAGCCUUUCCAAGAUAUUGAAAAAUACUGUAAAGGCAGGCUAG
Molecule: messenger RNA, 855 nt
Organism: Amborella trichopoda
Lineage: Eukaryota; Viridiplantae; Streptophyta; Magnoliopsida; Amborellales; Amborellaceae
Source: RefSeq, a predicted model, not a curated record